Molecule: messenger RNA, 2984 nt
Organism: Magallana angulata
Lineage: Eukaryota; Metazoa; Mollusca; Bivalvia; Ostreida; Ostreidae
Exons: 2
Coding region: 97-1737 (546 amino acids)
Biological process (GO): positive regulation of DNA-templated transcription
Cellular component (GO): nucleoplasm; chromatin
Molecular function (GO): zinc ion binding; ubiquitin-protein transferase activity
Source: RefSeq, a predicted model, not a curated record
AGGAAGUAAAGUACACUUCAAGUCUCGUAUUCACUCAUUGUCAUUCACGCAAUUAUGGCCACAUGAAAUAACUAAAAGGUCACAUUGAUACACACGAUGGCAUUAUCUGAAUCCCAAAUACCACCCAAUGCCCAGCAUUAUUUGGUGUGUGGCAUUGAAGACUGUGAAAAGAACUGCACGUUUUACUGCAAUGACUGUCACCAACCAAUGUGUGAACAAUGCAGAGAUGAGCAUCAGAAGAAUAAGAAAAGCAGGAGCCAUGAAGUGGUUCCUUAUAAACAACGUAAACGACCGCUUCCUGUGGAGAAAUGCAAGAUCCACCCUACAAAACACAUAGAUCUUCUUUGUGAGGAAUGCCAGAUUCCCAUUUGUUCUAAAUGCACGGGCACAACAGAACAUCGCGGCCAUAAAGUCACUGAUCUUGAGAUGGUCUAUGAUGAAACAUGUUUACUUUUUCACGACGAAAUUGCCAAAAUUCGAAGCUAUUUUGAACCUACUUCUGAAGAUUUGAAAAAGGAAAUUGCUGGAGAUGUCACAGACAUGAAGAAGAUCAUGGAAAGAAUAAGAACAUCUAUUAAAACUGAAGCAGAUGCUGUGAAAAAGCUGGUAGACACAGUCACAUCAGAUAAAAUAGAACAAGUCGACAAAAUACAACAGUCAUUAUUAGAAACGUUAAGUGGUCAAAACCAAGGAAUAGAUGAUUAUAUAAACUAUCUCAAUGAUUUGAUCACAACGCUUUAUGGUUACCUUUCUCCUUUAAACAUGCAACAACUAACAGUUGCUCUCAAAUCAAAAAGCUUGAUCAUUCGACCCAUACCAGAGACAUCUAAACCAGUCCCACCCGUAUUUACUGCUGGUAAAUACAGCAAGGAAGAUGUCGCCAAACUACUGGGUAGAAUAACUGUUCCUAACACUAAACCAGAAGAAAACAGAAAAGUAAAACCCAUGGAGACUGUCACCAAGGUCAGGGAGUUCACAAUACCAGGUUUUUAUGAUGUAUUUCAUAUAUCACUGGGAAAAUUAGGCAGAUUCUGGGCCAGUGAUUAUAAAGGUAACCUUGUACAAACAGAUCUACAUGGGAAUCAGCUACAGAAGAUAGAAACCAGUGGUAAAUGGCAAUGCUACCACACAACCACAGGGGAAGGGGAUCUGAUCUAUACUGACAAAGACAACAAAGUCAUCAAAAGGAUAACACCGGGUUCUCCAAGCACUGAAUUCAUUAAAACAGGAGACUGGGUACCAUCCAGCAUACACUCCUCCGACAUCAACGGGGACAUACUGGUGGGGAUGAUAAAGAACGGAAAAUGUAAAGUCACCAGGUACAACAAGACUGGGACAGAAAAACAGAACAUACAGUGGGACAACAAAGGACAGGAACUGUAUGAGCUAGCGCACUACAUCACAGAAAAUAUCAAUGGUGAUAUCUGUGUAUCAGACUAUGCCAAACAUGCUGUAGUGGUGGUGGAUAAAUCUGGACAGCACAGGUUUUCCUACACAGGUCAGAGGUCAACGUUCACUCCCUAUGGAAUAUGUACUGACGUUCUCGGUCACAUCCUGGUGUGUGAUGUUGUCAGUGAAACAGUCCAUCUCCUGGAUCAGGACGGCCAGUUCUUGUAUCUACUACUCACAUCCCAAGAGGUAAACUCUCCCAAUACUGUGUGUGUGGAUGAUAAGAACAAUCUCUGGGUGGGAAAAUGGAAAACUAACACAGUGACAGUGUACAAGUAUCUACAGUGAACAUUAUAUCUCCAUAUCAUACAUCAAUUAAGUACUGUGUGUAUGUUGUGAGACAAUGUAACAACAACACUGUGAUAGUGUACAAUUACUGGUAUCUACAGUGUACAUUGAAGUAAAUAUAAUUCAUGUUUGUUCGUUAUGUUUAUCAUUAGAUUAAUUUCAAUUUCAGUUGACUAUUAACUAUGCAGGUAUUAACAUUAUUUGUGUUUUUCAUUUUUUUUUUAAUAUUUAUGAGAAACCACUGGCUUAGAUCUUGUCCAACUAUCAAAUGACUUAUUUGCGAUACUCUGUAUAAUAACUAUAUAGUAUGAUGGAAGAUGAUGAGAAAACUUUUCUGACUUAUUUCCCGAUCUUAAAGGGGCAUUGUCACGAUUUUGGUCAAUUUCUGUUUUUCUGUUUUUAUUAUUUACAAUGCUUUAGGAAUGCAUUACUAAUGAUCAAAUAAAAUUUGAGAGUCAGUCGUAGAGAUUUAAGCAAGAUGCAGUGCUCACAAUUCUUUUUCAUGUAAACAAGGCUCGUGUCCUGUUUUUGUUUACAUAGGUUUAAUAUACCACAAAAAGUCUUUAUUCAAGCUGAUUUGCCUAUUUUCUUAUUAAUUUUAAGAAUAAAGAAACAGUUUCUAACGUUUAACACAUUCAUAUUAGGUCUAAAACUGGAAUUUUCACUUUCAACAUUUAAAAUGUAAACAAAUGCUUUGUUUACAUAGCAAAGAAUUGUAAGCUCUGUAACUCGCUUAUAACUCAACAAAUGACAGUCAAAUUUUGAUUGCCUCUCAAAAUUGCCUUAUUAAAGAAUUGUAUACAUUAAAAUCGGAAAAAUAAUUAUUGACCAAAAUCGUGACCAUGCCCCUUUAAAAAAGUAAAUGUGAAAUACUAGUCAACGAGUUGUUUAAUUGAAAAUAAAUCUAGUAUUCCUUUUAUGAUUUAUUUCACUUUCAUCGACAGACAAAAAAGAACAGCCACACAAAUUGUUAAAUUAUUUUGCAGCAUUAUUGUUUUCCAAUGGCGGCGGCAAACGCCCAUCCAUCUUAAAGAAGAGCCCAAAAUGCCCAUAUAUCGUAAUUACAAUAAAAGAAUAUCCUAAUAACGAGAAAAGAUCUCGUUAUAACGACAAAAUACAUGUAUCUCGUAAUAAGGAAAAAAUAUCUCGUAGUAAGUUAAGAAAAAAAAUCUCGCUAUUACGAGUUAAUUAACUCGUUGUUACGAGAAAAGAUCUCGUAUAAAAAUUUACAAGUAAAGAUCUCGUAA